AACGUGAUUGAUCUGCGCACACCACGAAAGGUGGCUAAGAGGAGCGAGAAAAAAGGCACAAAAGGGAGAGAGAGAGAGAGAGAGAGAGAGGGAGAGAGAGAGAGCUUGACGGUGCCGGAUUUAGCAGCACCCCAUUCGCCGAAAUUUGGGUCCGUCACCUGGGUUUCUUGUAAUUUAGGGUUUACUUUUGUGUGCACGUCCGGGCCCGAAAAAUCACCGGGUCGUUUGCUGAGUUUUUUCUGUUGUUGGUCGUGGUGGAUUCGCCGUGAAAUGUUCACGCCGCAGAGAAAGCUGUGGUCGCUGACGCCGAGGAGCGAGCCGGGCCAGAAGAACGGGUCCGUUUCUGGGCCGGGCUCGGGCUCGAACGCUGGUGCUGCAAUCCCGAGCAACGGCGAGGCGUUGACUGAUAGGGUUUCGAAGCUCGAGAAUGAGCUCUUUGAAUAUCAGUACAACAUGGGCCUUCUGCUGAUUGAGAAAAAGGAGUGGAAUGCGAAGUAUGAAGAACUAACGCAAGCUUUAGCUGAUGCAUCCGAUGCUUUAAAAAGAGAGCGAGUAUCUCAUUCAAGUGCAAUGUCUGAAGUGGAGAAACGAGAAGAGAAUUUGAAGAAAGCUUUGGGUGUUGAAAGGCAGUCUAUGCUUGAUCUUGAGAAGGCUUUACGUGAGAUGCGCUCUGAACAUGCUGAAAUUAAGUUCAAUGCGGAUUCCAAAUUGGCUGAGGCUAAUGCAUUAGUCACAAGUGUUGAAGAGAAAUCAUUGGAGGUCGAGGCAAAGUUCCAUGCUGUUGACGCCAAACUUGCUGAGGUCAGCAGGAAGAGUUCAGAGAUAGAGAGGAAACUGCAUGAGUUGGAGGCUCAAGAAAAUGCGCUUAAAAGGGAACGUUCUCUCUUUGCUACAGAGCGUGAGGCACGUGAUACUUCUAUGUCUAAGCAAAGGGAAGACUUGAGGGAGUGGGACCGGAAGUUGAAGGAAGCAGAGGAGAGGCUAGCUGAUGGCAGAAGAUUGCUGAACGAAAGGGAGAAAAAGGCGAACGAUAAUGAUAAUCUUUUGAAGGAAAAACAGAUGGAGCUUGAAGAACUACGGAGGAAGAUUGAGAUUGAUGAUUCUGCUUUGAAGAGCAAGGAAGAAGAUAUAAGCAAAAGACACGCAAGCCUAGCUCUCAAAGAGCAGGCAAGUAUUAAUGAAGCUGUUGAUGCUAGAAAAAGAUUAGAAGAAAGAGAGAAGCAAUUACUGGAGUUGGAAGAAAAGUUGAACACCAGGGAAAAAUUGGAGAUUCAGAAACAGUUGGACGAACAUCAACGUAUCCUGACCGAGAAGCAGAGAGAGUUUGAGUUGGAGAUGGAGCAGAAGAGGAAGUUAAAUGACGAGCAGUUGAAAGACAAGGUGGCUGAGGUGGAGAAGAAGGAAGCCGAAAUCUCACACAUGGAAGAGAAAGUGAAGAAACGGGAACAGGCAGUUGAAAAGAAAAUGGAGAAAGUGAGAGAAAAGGAAACAAAUAUCGACUCCAAAUCGAAAGCUUUGAAGGAAAGGGAGAAGUCUCUUAAAGUUGAGGAGAAGAACUUGGAGAAAGAAAAGAAACUAGUGCUUGAAGAAAAGCAAGACUUACUCAGUCUCAAGGCUGACCUUGAUAAUCUUAAGGCUGACACAGAGAGCCAGCUGCUGAAAUUAAAUGAAGAGAGUGACCGGCUAAAAAUAACUGAAGAUGAAAGAACAGAAUUUACUCGUCUGCAAUCAGAACUGAAAGAGGAGAUAAGCAAAUACAGGUUCGAAAGUGAGCAACUAAUGAAGGAAGCAGACAAUUUGAAGCAAGAGAAGGAGAGAUUUGAGAAAGAGUGGGAAGAGCUGGAUAAUAAAAGAGCCCAGAUAAAGAAAGAGGAAGAGGAUGUCCUUGAACAGAAAAAUCAUCUGGAGAAACUAAGGCUGUCCGAAGAAGAAAGGCUAAACAAUGAGAAGCUGGAAAAACAAAAGUACGUGCAGAGGGAACUAGAAGCUCUUAAACUGGCUCAGGAUUCUUUUGCUGCUACAAUGGAGCAUGAGAAGUCAGUGUUGGCCGAAAAAGUCCAGAGUGAAAGGAGUCAACUGAUUCAUGAUCUUGAAGUCCGAAAACAGGAACUCGAGGCUGAAUUCCAGAGGAAGCAGGAGGAGUUAAAGAGUUCUUUGCACGAUAAGGAACAAGUGUUUGAACAGGAGAAGGAAAAGGAACUCGACAAUAUCAAUUACUUGCGGGAAGUGGCCAGAAGAGAAAUGGAGGAGGUGAGCUUGGAAAGGCUUCGAAUGGAGAAAGAACGAAGAGAUAUUUCAGAAAACAAGACGCGUAUCGAGUCUCAGCAACUCGGGAUGAAAAAAGACAUAGAAGAGCUGGUUAGCUUAAGCCAGAAGCUGAAGGAUCAGAGAGAACAACUUAUCAGUGAAAGAGAGCGUUUCAUUGCAUUUGCUGAGAAACAGCAGAACUGUAACAUAUGCGGAGAGACAAUUCGUGAGUUUAUGCUCUCUGAUCUUCAUGCUCUAACCGAACCUAGAAACCUUGAGGCCGCCCCUCCAUUGCCAAAGGUAGCAGAGGAUUAUUUGAAGGAGGCUGGGAAGUUUAAUGCUGAGUCAUCAUCUCCUGCUGUGGCUAAAUCGGGAUCUCCUGCUGCUGGUAAAACUAUGUCUUGGCUCAGGAAGUGCACCUCAAAGAUUCUUAUAUUCUCACCGGGAAAGAGACUCGAUCUCGGUUACAGUCAGGAUCUUGAAGUGGGAACUUCAAUGAGGCAAGAUGUCACCAAUUCUCCUAAAACAUCACCAAGCGGUGAAAAGGAACCAGAAUUAUUCUCGGGAGUCGCGAAUAAUUUUUCUGAUGUUCAAAUUGUUGAAUCUGAGACAGCCGUUGAGGAGUUUGGAGCUGCUCGAGCUAGCAAGGGAGGUAAGGUUAGAGAACGAAGAAUACGAGCAGUGCGUGGUUCUAAGACAAAUGGUAAUGUUGAAACCUCUGUCCAAAAAAAUGAUGAUAGAACAGAAUCUGAUCUUGGUGGAGCACCAAAGAACACCAGAAAGCGAAAUCGGCCUCAUGGAUCCCAAGCAACUGUAAGUGACAAUCAAACCGAAGGUCAUUCAGAUAGCGUCAAGGAUGGUGAGCGGCCAAGGAGGAGACAGAGGGGUCUUGCAACAGAACAUGGCCAGAAAAGAUACAAUCUCCGAGCAAACAAAAAGUCGGUAGGAACAGUAGCCAAUGGAUCUAUACCUACAGCAAGGAAGGGCAAGGGAAAGGAGGUGGACCAACCGCAAUCUGAAAAUCUUGAAGCUGUUGGAGCUUCAAGAGAAGAAAUUGAAGAACAUGGUUCAAAAAGAGUUGGGGCUGAAGAUGGUGAUGAUCAUCAUUCUGUGAGAAGCACUGCUGCUGCAGCUAGCGAGUUUUCAGCAGACAGUCCUUUUAAAAAUGCUGGUGGUGUUAAUACACCAAACACUUAUGUGGACGAUGUGGGCCAAAGUGAGGAGUGG
Molecule: messenger RNA, 3474 nt
Organism: Striga asiatica
Lineage: Eukaryota; Viridiplantae; Streptophyta; Magnoliopsida; Lamiales; Orobanchaceae
Source: the annotation of a GenBank genome assembly